This is a messenger RNA of Phycodurus eques (leafy seadragon), 2526 nucleotides long. Its product is annotated as ubinuclein-1-like. The transcript is spliced from 13 exons. The record is from RefSeq and is a predicted model, not a curated record. The coding region runs from base 1 to 2340 and encodes 779 amino acids. Gene Ontology annotation, cellular component: nucleus. NCBI's taxonomy places the organism in Eukaryota, Metazoa, Chordata, Actinopteri, Syngnathiformes, Syngnathidae.
AUGGCUCAGUCUCGUCGGGUCCAGCUCACCUCGUUCCCCUGUGACCUGCAGCCCUGUGCGGUCAACAGAACCGUCCUCGCCCCGAAGUCGCCGCCGGAAAGCGGUUGCGCUUCGGGCCCGACGGCGGCGGCGGACUGCUGCGGUUCGGGUUCGGGUUCGGGCUCGGGCCGCCUCGUCGUCGCCUUGUUUGAGCCGGAUGACCGUAACUUCACCGAGUUUAGCUACACUCAACUGCUGGAAAACAAGAAGCGCAACAAAUGCGAUGAAGUCCAGCCGAUGCUCGGAUUUGAAUUGGAGGAGCAGAGGGAGAAGGUGCACAUGAUUGACCUUGCGAGGAAGCUGGAGGAAAAAUAUGCAGUUAAAAAAAAGAAGGACCGGAUUCAAGACUUGAUCGAUAUUGGUUAUGGUUACGAUGAUGAGGAUUCCUUCAUUGACAACUCAGAAGCUUACGAUGAGUUUGUCCCGUCCUCCAUCACCACCAAAUAUGGAGGCUUCUACAUCAACACCGGCGUGCUGCACUUCCGCCAGGCUUCCGACACGGAAACGGACGACGAGACCACAGAGGAGAGAGUGCGCGAAACCUCCAAGAAACGUAAACGCAAAGACAGACAAGAGAUGCCAAAGAAGAAAAGGAGUGAAAAACUUCCACACGAUAAGAACAUCAUCGAUGCGAAGUCAAGAGUCGCAUCUGAGCUUGGAGAGGGCGAGGAGCUGAUGAUGAAGAAGAAAAAGAAAAAAAAGGUGGCCGGCACGCUGAGCGUCACCAGCAUGCUGAAGAAGUUCCGGCGUGAAAAGGAACUAGAGCGGCAGAAAACGGAGCAGAUGGCGGCCACCCCGCCAACUCCUGUGACGCCACUGUGCCCGGCGGACGCGGGCGGCGGCGGGGGCUCGGGACUGGGCGACCCGCUGCUCAGUUUGAUUGGAUCCACCAAUGAUCAUGCUCUUCUCCAGGCCGCCAGCACGGUCGAGUUUGACAUCGAUUUGGACUGUUUGUUGGAUGUCAGCGAUGAGAUUUCAUCGCCUAAAUCAACGCCGCAGUCUUUAAUGGAGGCGCCGCCUCCAAACCAGCCCAGAACAGAACAUCACCACCUGUCUGGAGCAUCCUGUGACACAACACAGCCUCCAAGCAGGAAGAUGGUCCAUCCACAAACGCCUCAUUCGGAGUCUGUGCCAUCUCUUCAGAGCACCGUCCUGCCCGAGGGACUCCGACCUCCCCUGGAGGAAAGCAUCAAAAGACUGAUGCUGGCAACCAAGACCGCAGAGGGAGAGUCGAAACUCAAGUUCUUCACCCCGGAAAUCAACUCUGUCCUGCUGGACGUAGAGUGUCAAUGUCGUGAGCACGGCAGCCAGUUACGCUCCCGAGUGUACACGCACCUGUCGUCCUUCCUGCCCUGCAGCAAGGAGACGCUCCUGAAACGUGUCAAGAAACUCAAGCUUGCAGAAAGCCUUUCAAACGUGGAGGAUCCGGUGCAGAAGCUGAAGGAGGCCAUCGGGCGAGCCAUGCCCGAGCAGAUUACGUGUUUCAACCAACAUUGUCAAGAAUAUGAGCAAGUCAAGACACUGAGGACAUUGGAGGAUGGGAGUGACGUCAGGCAAGGUUGCCAAGGGAACAAUGUGGAGGAGAAGGGGGUAAGAAGAGGUGGUCCAAAGAAGUUGUUUCAAUGGAAUGAUGAGAUCAGGGAGGUGCUCUGUCACUUGCUGAGAGAAAAACUUGCACUGUUUCGAAGCAGAAAGGAAGGGAACCAGCAUCUGGAAGACUACCUCAAGGCCUUGUUGGUCAAGGACAUCAAACCUCUUUGGCCCAAAGGCUGGAUGCAGUCCAGGGUGCUGCUAAGUGAGAGCAGGAAGAUACUGGGCCUCCAGCUGACGUUACCAACAAAGAGGUCCAGAACAGAGAAGAAGCAGCUGUCAAUCGUUGCUCCUUCAGUAUUGGAUCAAAACACAGGACUGCUGCCACUCAAAGUAGAACCUCCUCAUGAGACAGAUUCGUUGGUUGAAGUUUCAAGCGGGUCCUACGUCACCGCGGCGGAAACCGAAGUGAUCGUCUUGGAUUCGGACUCUUCAUCGCCGCCCAGCGAUAAACCGCUGGCGAUCCUCACUGACCAGACUCUCGCGCCCUUACGCCCCCAAGAGCUCCUGGCGGCCGCCGUGGCCAAGUACAAAAGUUCGCUUCAUAACUGGAGCUUGGCUAACGACAGCCCUCCGCCGCCGCCGCCGCCGCCUCAGUGCAGCCCGGUCAACUUUCCAGAGGCAGGCCUGUGUCACAGGGUCCUGCCAAAACUGCUGCAAGACUUAAUGGGUACGCCUUUAGAUUUUGGCCCAGAUAUACAAAUAGACUGAUGUCGUUUUGUAAACUCUCCAAUGUCGUGUUUGCAGAAAGUAAGUAAAGAUGUUCAUUUCCUUUCAAUAGCUCAUAUUCGAUGUCACUUAACUCCCUCCACCCCUCCUUAGAUGAUUUCCAUGGAGUUGGUCAGUAGCUGCAGUCAUUCUUGUUACAGCUGUGGCGUCGCUGUCUUUUUUUGUUUG